Halichondria panicea is the source of this 838-nucleotide messenger RNA. RefSeq names its product E3 SUMO-protein ligase NSE2-like. Gene Ontology annotation, biological process: double-strand break repair via homologous recombination; protein sumoylation. Gene Ontology annotation, molecular function: zinc ion binding; SUMO ligase activity. Gene Ontology annotation, cellular component: Smc5-Smc6 complex; nucleus. NCBI's taxonomy places the organism in Eukaryota, Metazoa, Porifera, Demospongiae, Suberitida, Halichondriidae. The record is from RefSeq and is a predicted model, not a curated record. The transcript has 4 exons. Bases 123 to 803 code for a protein of 226 amino acids.
UUCCCGUAUUUAGACGACGAUCCAAUACACACACGUGUUACAAUCAUUCUAGGAUCUAGGAGCGAGUCGAGUACGAGUGCAUAGCACAUGCAUGCACGAGAGAGGACUAGACGUACCUAGGCAUGUUAAGUUCUGCGCAACACUUUGAAGAGUUGGAAAAACUAUUGUCAUGUGCUAUGAGCAGCUCUGUAAACCUUGCUGAAGACGUACAGGAUGAAGACGACUGCAAGUAUCAAGCAUACCUAGCUGAAAUUGAGGCGUCUGUUCUCCAACUUGCUACACUAUCUAACGAAGUAACAUUAUUGAAGAACUGUGCUCGUUUUGUUACUGAUACUUGUGUACCACGGAGUGAGUUGGAGGAUCCUGAUGAUGUAUGUGAAAAAUUUCUAACCAAUCUUGCCACUGCUCGUGCUACGGCUGACACGUAUGACCCAAUGACUCAUUCAAAAUAUGUGGACUUCAAGCGAUGUCUUGAUGACGGUGAUGGAGAUACUUCAUUGCGUAUGUGUGGUGAUGGUGACUUAGUUGUUGAUAAAGUACAACGGUCUCUUUACUGCCCACUCACAAAGAAGUUGCUUGAGAAACCAGUUACAAGCAAACAGUGCCAUCAUUCUUACUCACACGAGUCAAUCAUGGAGCAUAUUAGGAAAAGGGCAAUUGCAAGAUGUCCAGUGUGCAAUGAAUCUAUCACUGUAAAUGAUUUGGCUCCUGAUAGAGCACUAAGAAAAAUGGUCAAGAGGAAGAGAAAGGAGCAGACCUUAGGGAUACUAGGCUCAGACUCAUGUGGUGUUGUUCAGUUAUAGAUGUACUGCAUUCUACAUGUACAUAAUUUGAAAUG